This is a messenger RNA of Ustilaginoidea virens, 2238 nucleotides long. RefSeq lists its product as uncharacterized. The transcript is spliced from 4 exons. The record is from RefSeq and is a predicted model, not a curated record. Gene Ontology annotation, molecular function: flavin adenine dinucleotide binding; long-chain-alcohol oxidase activity. Lineage: Eukaryota; Fungi; Ascomycota; Sordariomycetes; Hypocreales; Clavicipitaceae. The coding region runs from base 1 to 2238 and encodes 745 amino acids.
AUGGCCAAUUCCAAUGCCGAGGGUCCCCAGCCAACCCUGCUGCCGGAUGCUCCAUCCAGGGACUUUAUGACGGAAGCUCAAUGGGAGACCUUGUUUGCCCUUGUCGAUGGCAUCUUGCCGUCCAUCACCUCGGCUACCUCUUCUGCGGUGACGGACAAGAGGGGUAGCAUUGUUCUAUCAGACAGGGACUUCGAGAAGCUUGUCGACGACUGCGUCUCAGCUCUUUCCAAGCCCCCCCCGAGAAACAAGGUCAAGGACUAUCUCGAGUACCGUCCUUCUCAGGAUGCCAACGUUAGAGAUAGCUGCCUACGGUCGAUUGCGGAUAAUCCCCAGCGUGGCCAGUUGAGCACAGUCUUGAAUCUCCUCGGCGGGUACCUGGGUAGCAGGCUCCUGACUGGGUAUUGGACUCCCAUCGCCCAACAGCCCACCAAAAUCCGACAAGAAAUCUUGCAGUCUUGGGCCUCGUCUCGUUUCACUGCUCUCCGGAUGCUCUGCAAAUCGAUUGCAUCACUGGCCCAACUGGCAAAUUCUGUCCAAAGCCAGUGGUUCCGGGACAUCUCGGGCUAUUCAGACGUUCCUCGUGAUUGGAAGCCAAACCAAGGCCACGACUACGACUUUCUCCAGGUGCCUGCCGGAACGGGGAUUCACGAAAUUUCGACCGACGUGGUCAUUGUCGGAUCGGGAUGCGGCGGCGGUGUCUCGGCCAAGAACAUAGCCGAAGCUGGACAUAGAGUUAUCGUGGUCGACAAAGGUUACUACUUUCCGCCAACGCAGUUGCCCAUGACUCAACCUGCCGCCUCUCAUUAUCUUCUUGACGCCGGCGGCGCCUACUUCUCGGAUUCCAACAGCACGGGGGUCAUUUGUGGCGGCUCGUGGGGCGGCGGCGGCACCGUCAACUGGAGCGUUUGCUUUCGAUUGGAAGAUCAUGUCCGUGACGAGUGGGCCGCGAGUGGGUUGCCGCUGUUUGCCUCGAGCGACUUUGACGACAGCAUGGAUCGGGUUUGGGACUUUGUCGGCGCCAGCAAGGAUGCGAUCCGCCACAAUGGGCGCAACCAGGCCUUGCUGGAUGGUGCCCAGAAGCUGGGCUGGAAGGGCGGCGCUGUCGAGCAGAACACGGCCGGCAAGGAACACUACUGCGGCCACUGCCACCUUGGCUGCGGCUCAGGCGAGAAGAGAGGCCCCGCCGUGGCCUGGCUCCCCGCUGCCGGCAAAGCCGGUGCCGAGUUCAUGGAAGGAUUCGCCGUGGACAGGGUCCUUUUCGCCGAGGACGGAGUCACGGCAACGGGAGUAGAAGGCUUGUGGACCGCACGAGGCGAAAAUGGGCAUCUGCAUGAGGCGACAUCCUCCCGAACCCAGCGACGAGUUGUCAUCAAGGCCAAAAAGGUCAUUGUGUCUGGCGGAUCCAUAUGGAGCCCCGUCAUCCUUGCCAAGAGUGGCGUCAUGAACCGUCAAGUCGGAAGAAACCUUCAUCUGCACCCGACGAAUCUUGUUUCCGCCGUCUUCGGAACGCGGGAGAUGCUGUCGUGGGAAGGAGGCAUCAUCACGUCCUACGUCAGCGAGUUUGACAACCUGGACGGAAAAGGCCAUGGAGCCAAGCUGGAGCCUACCUGCAACGUUCCCUACACGACGUUUGCCGUUCAGUCGUGGAAGGACGGUGUCGAUGCCAAGGUGUUGGCGCUGAAGUAUAGGCACCUGGGAACCUUCAUUUCCUUGGUCAGGGACCGCGACACUGGCCGCGUGUAUGCAGACCCCGACAAGGGCACGCCCCGGAUCGACUACACCAUGUCCGACUUUGAUCGUCAGCACGCCCUUGAGGGUGUUGUUGCUUUGGCCAAAAUAUGCUACGUCACAGGAGCCACCGAGAUCCGACCCCACUACCAUCACCUGGCACCCUUCACACCCAAAGACGGCGGCAAGAGGCAGGCCGAGCUUCAAGCCGGCGAGGACCCAGAGUUCACUGACGCCGACUUUGCGGCAUGGAUCAGGGAGCUCCGACGGGUCGGAAACGAGCCGCCGGUGGCGAUAUCUCUAUCGGCUCAUCAGAUGGGAUCCUGCCGCAUGAGCGCCGACGAGGAGUCCGGGGUCGUGGACAUGCAUGGCAAGGUUUGGGGCACCAGCAACCUGUACGUGGCCGAUGCCAGCGUUUUCCCCAGUGCAAGCGGCGUCAAUCCCAUGAUCACGACCAUGGCGCUCGCCGACUGGAUCUCACGAGGCGUGGCCAGGGAGCUGGAUGGAUGA